Penicillium cosmopolitanum is the source of this 1845-nucleotide messenger RNA. Its product is annotated as fungal specific transcription factor domain-containing protein. Bases 1 to 1845 code for a protein of 614 amino acids. The transcript is spliced from 3 exons. The record is from RefSeq and is a predicted model, not a curated record. NCBI's taxonomy places the organism in Eukaryota, Fungi, Ascomycota, Eurotiomycetes, Eurotiales, Aspergillaceae.
AUGCUGAACAUGGUUAGUGCCCUUGACGCAGGUACAGAAGGACAGGGCACCGUUACAACCAGCCCGGAGUCCUCAAAUAUCGUGCGAGAGAACCAGAGCUUGAAGCUCCGCAUCAGACAAUUAGAACUGGCACUCUCCCGCCCAGAACUGGCCAAGCUUGAGACGGCGUCUUCUCCUGUGCCUCCCCCAGACCCGCAAUCGUCAGAUAGAAUCAUGAGUGACUUUCAAACCCAGGCCUUUGGAUUUUCUGUGGAGCCUACCCCAAAAAUUGCCAAUAGCACUCGCCUUCGGGAAAAUAGCGUCAAACUUAUUCUGCCUGCCCGGCGAUGGAGUGAAAGAAUAAUUGACUUCUCCUUGGUGCAGUUGGGCUGGGUGCAUUAUGCCGUUGAUGAUACCACAUUUAGGGAAGAGCAUAAUGCAUUCUGGGAUUCCUUGAUCGAACAUGAGGAAGAAUCUUUAACGAAUCACGGCUGGAUUUCAGUUUAUCUCGGCUUACUAACUGUUGGGGUGUAUUUUAUGAGCGAAGAGCAUUUGCACGGGAUUCAACUACUUUACGAAAACUUCUCUCAUCAAACGCCUUCAACGGUAUCUUCACUGGGAAAGAAUCCCUACGGAUUAGCCCGCACCUGGUAUGAAGCUGCAUUGAGGGAAUUGGAUUUGGCCGACUACACUCGAAACCCUGCGUUGUCUACAGUACAGACAAUUGCAAUCCUGAAUCUCGUGCAGAAAAACAUGGGAGAGUCAACGCGAGAAUAUAUCCUCCAUGGUCUGGCGGUCAAUGUUGCUAGGCUUAUUGGUAUGGAUCAUGCUGGUGAUACGUCGAAUAAGGAAAGGGGGGGGAUGACAAUUUGGUCACGUCCAGUGUCCAUCCACCCUGGUUCAUUCACCACUGUAAUGGGCACUCCUCCCUCCCCUCAUAUCGAAUAUCACAAAUUCAUGGCUCGAAUUGCUACCAUAGCUCGAAAUAACAUCACCCCAGCCAAAGAAUUGAGCCCGGGUGCACUGCAGGCAUGCUUCGAAGAAGUAGACAACGUCUGUGCCUGCUUUCCACCAGCCCCGAACGACUCCACCCAUGACGACCCGCUCUGGAACACCAUCCAGCAUAAUCUAGCCCUUAACUGCGUUGAAUCUUGGCGACUAGCCCUGUAUGUGGCCAUGCUUCCUAAAGUCCUCGAUGAUUCCUCGCCAUCGUCUCACACAGCCCUCGACCCGGGAAUCAUAACCGCGAAACAAAUCCUUCAACGUACAUACACCAAUUCAAACCCUGUCUACCACAAAUUCUGGUCCGUCAAUUCCGCAGUCGUCUCGGCGGGAAUAUUUUUAGCUCUUGAUCUCAUCUGCUUCCAACGACAGCGAUCACCAAUUCAAAUAUCUGAGCAGAAGGAUCUGGUCGCAUUGAGUUUGAGAAUGAUCGAGCAGUCUAUCGCAGAAACACGACACGAUGGAAUUCUCGUUCUCAGGCGUCUGACACAUCUAUACGAGACCGUGCGCCCAGCGUACAUGAGCAGAGUUGACCGUAGUGUGCUAGCGAAAAUUGUCAGACUUGUUGCAUUUCCACGGUUGUGGAAUUCUCUAACAAAUACGGAUGCAAUCAUGCGAUUCCUAUUCCAGGAUGUCCCGGGAGGCGAUCCUGGCUCCUCCUUCUCAUCACCUCCAGGUUCGGAUCUGUAUCCGGCUCAGUCGGGAUUAUGUUUUAGUAGCAUAUCACAGGUGCAGAGUGGGGAGUUUGAUGCUUGGGGACUAUCGGAGCCGAUGGGAGAGGAAGAGAUGGUACCUUAUUUCGGGCAGGUGUUUCCAUCCGCGGAGCUUAUAAAUUUGGCCUUGAUGGGUGAUCUAUGGAAGUGA